Messenger RNA from Strongylocentrotus purpuratus (purple sea urchin), 1043 nucleotides. RefSeq lists its product as uncharacterized. Bases 368 to 805 code for a protein of 145 amino acids. The record is from RefSeq and is a predicted model, not a curated record. NCBI's taxonomy places the organism in Eukaryota, Metazoa, Echinodermata, Echinoidea, Camarodonta, Strongylocentrotidae. The transcript has 2 exons.
CCAUCUGCAGCGAGUGGCGUCUCGUGGCUAACGCCACUCGAUCGAGCGUUCACUCCGGGUCUAGAUCUCUCUUCGUCGCCGGCUAGACUCUUCUCAGUCGCUGAUUGGCGUGGAAAAUAGCCCGAGUCACGAGGCCUUGUCAAAAGGCUAUAGCAGUGGUAACCAAUUACCAUUUAGAAAGUUCUUGUGACUCAUACGGGCUAGAUAGUACGGAAAUUCCUGUAAGUCUUCCUUCCAUGUACUCUGAAAUACAAACAAAUUGUACAACACUCAUAAAAACUCCCCCUUUUUUCCCCUAGGUCAUCAGGUUAUCAUAAUAUAUAGCAGUAUUGGCAUCGUCUCUGGCCUCCUCCUCAUCACUAUCGCCAUGAUUGUCGUGGUCGUUAUUCGCAAAAGACGUAAAAGGAAAGCUGAAUGUCUAGAUCCUACUACUCCUGGCAUCGGGCAGGCAUCUAGUAACCAUGGCAACGGGGGAGGUAGUCCUCUGAUGCCGAGGGGAGAUGGAGAAGGAGACCUCUUCGUACUAGCCGACCUGACCGCCCACUCGCAAACCGCCGGAGAAAACAAUUACGUGGACGACAACGAAAGGCAACCGCCAACGUAUCCCGGAGCGAUGGACAGACCGGGAAUUACCAGAGAUGCCUUCGGAUAUGAAUCGGUUCGGUUACCGUCUGCGGAUAGUGCGUUGAACGGAUCAGGGGGAAUACCGGGUGAGGUUCCGGUGGACGGGGCGAUAGACCUCUAUGCGAACACGGAGUUCCACGAUGUGCCAACUAACUUAAUUGAUAAUGAACUGUACGGAUAGUAAGAGUCAUAAAUGUUUGCUUGGGUUGAAUGCAUUUGGGUGACACUUGCUCCUUGGUCAAUUAUUGCACUUGAGUAAUUUUCCACACUACCUAAAUUACGACCAUCCGACUAUACAGUCAACGAAAUAAGUUUGUGUUCAACUUUCAGUCUUUGUCAUAAUAGUUUUACACCCCUGUAUGUAUUUCCUUCAUUACAGUUGUCAUCAUCAUCACCAUCACCAUCAUCAUCAUCAUCAU